AUUACUUAUAAAGAUCCUUCUUUUAUCCUUUCUUCAAGAAGAUAAAGAAAGUUCUUGGAAUUGGGUGGCACUUUUCCCAACGGUGUUGAAUUUGAACUCAAAUCUUGCGCUAUUAAAAGGAUCAGCCCGCCAGUGGUUUAUUCAAACUUAUAAUCACAAACUGGAAUAAUCCUCUUUUACUUUUCUUGGAUUUUCGUUUUUUUUGUUCUUUUUCUUUUUACAUUUUUUUUGUAGUUUAAAUUCCAUCUUGAACUGUUCUCAGCAGUUCUUCUGUUGGGUUUCUUUUCUUUGCCCUUAUUUAAAGAACCUUCAAUUCCUACUAUGCUCUGCGUUUGAUUUCCUGCAGAAAGAAAGAGUCUCAUCAUAAAAUAAUGGAGAGUUUUCAUGAUGAAGAAACAGAUGAUCAAUCAGAAAGAGCAUUGAAAAGUGGGGAUUUUUCUUCUUCUUCUUCUUCUUCGUCUUCGUCUUCUUUUGGGUAUUGCAGAAGGAACUCAUCGGAGACGAUGACUUCAGCUGAAGACAAUGCCAGCUGGGAAACCGAGUCGUCUCCGGUGACUUUUCCCCUCUUCAAAUCCCCAACACAUAGCAAAGCCCUUUCGAGGCUCGGUAUGAGACAUCAAGAGAGAUUCGAAGAUGAUUCCAAGAAUGUUGAUUCAGAGGUGGAAAUGAUGAAGGAAAGGUUUUCAAAGCUGUUGUUGGGAGAAGACAUGUCAGGAAGUGGGAAAGGGGUGUCUACUGCUGUUACCAUUUCAAAUUCCAUUACUAACCUUUUUGCAUCUGUUUUUGGUCAGCACCAGAAAUUGGAGCCAUUGAGCAGUGAUAUGAAGUCAAUGUGGAAGAGGGAAAUGAACUGUCUUUUGUCUGUGUGUGAUUACAUUGUAGAAUUUGUGCCCACUUCACAAGUGUUACAGGAUGGCACCACUAUUGAGGUGAUGACAAGCAGGCCAAGAUCAGAUAUCCACAUGAACCUUCCGGGUUUGAGAAAACUAGACACAAUGCUCCUGGAGAUUUUGGACAGUUUUGAGGCAAGUGAGUUUUGGUACACAGAGAAAGGAAGUGGGAGGGGGAACUCAUCAAGGCGGCACGGGUCCUUCAGAAGGGUACUUCAGCCCCAGCCUCAGCCCCAGAGGAAUGAGGAGAAGUGGUGGUUGCCGGAUGUGUGUGUCGCGCACGGAGGGCUUUCUGAAAAAUCGAGGAAGAAUUUGAGGCAAAAAGGGAAAUGUGCUCAUCAGAUCCACAAAGCAGCAAUGGCCAUUAACACUACCAUUCUAUCUGAUAUGGGAGUCCCACAUUCUUACUUUGCCUCCCUCCCUAAGAGUGGGAAGGCAAGUGUGGGAGAAUCGAUUUAUCGGUACAUAAGUUCAGGGGAGAAGUUUUCUCCGGAAAAACUUCUUGACAGUGUAAAUAUAAGCUCAGAACAUGAAGCACUUGAACUUGCAGACAAAGUAGAGGCAUCCAUGUACACAUGGAGAAGGAAGGCUUGUUUGGCUCAUGCAAAAUCCUCAUGGGAGAUGGUCAAAGAACUCAUGUCUGACAUUGAUAAUAAACCAGAUAAAAACUGUGUUUUUGCUGAAAGAGCAGAGACAUUGCUGUUUACCUUGAAGCAAAGGUAUCCCGAGCUUUCACAAACAACAUUGGACACAUGCAAGAUCCAAUGCAAUAAGGAUGUGGGAAAAUCAAUCCUUGAGAGCUAUUCAAGAGUGUUGGAGAGUUUGGCAUUCAACAUUGUUGCUUGGAUUGAAGAUGUGGUUUUUGUGGAUAAGACCAUGAGAAACCAACAGUAAUAGUGUGUAGGGAUCUCAUCAUUCCAUACAAUUAACUAAAGAAGGGUAACCACCACGCCACCACGCUGGUGUCGCGUAGGAAAAUUUUGCUGCAUGACUCGAACCCGUAACUUCAAGGUCACUCCAAGGCUCCCCUUCAAGGCUUCAACUAAGACAUCCUAAUCUUUUUUUACUUCUCAAUGUAUCAUUUCAACUGUAAAUCAAUACUGGAGGGUCAA
Molecule: messenger RNA, 2002 nt
Organism: Cuscuta campestris
Lineage: Eukaryota; Viridiplantae; Streptophyta; Magnoliopsida; Solanales; Convolvulaceae
Source: the annotation of a GenBank genome assembly